This is a messenger RNA of Gracilinanus agilis (Agile Gracile Mouse Opossum), 669 nucleotides long. It is a transcript of the gene CFAP126, whose product is annotated as cilia and flagella associated protein 126. Bases 1 to 669 code for a protein of 222 amino acids. Gene Ontology annotation, cellular component: ciliary basal body. Gene Ontology annotation, biological process: cilium organization. The record is from RefSeq and is a predicted model, not a curated record. Lineage: Eukaryota; Metazoa; Chordata; Mammalia; Didelphimorphia; Didelphidae. The transcript is spliced from 5 exons.
AUGGCUUCUAACUACAGUGCUAAUCAGUAUAACAAUAGUUUUAAACCAAGAUAUCUUCAGAACUGGUGCUUGGCCAAAGAAGCCACAAAGCUCCCUGAAGCCCAUGAAGGCUAUACUCAGAUCAUUGCUAAUGAUCGUGGUCACCUGCUACCUUCUGUUCCCCGUUCCAAGACCAGCCCGUGGGGCACUUUUAUGAGUACCUGGCAAAUGCCUCUGCAGAUACCGCCAGCUCGGGUGACCUUGACUACCCGUUCUGCUACCGCUGCCAACAGACUCAUCAGCUGGGUGCAGAAAAACCCUGAUUUGCUCGAAGCCUCCAAUGGACUUCGUCCGGACAUUCAGGGCCAUCCCCACGUUCCAGCACCACUUAGAAAGAGUGAGAAGAUAAAGAUCCCAAGGAAGACUCCUCCUCCAAAGGCUGUACAAGAGAUUCCACAAUCCCCUCAAGGCUCAAAUUCUCCACCCUCAAGAGGCCUUCCCGCUGCUGCUUCCCCAGCCCCACUUCCACUCCAAAAUCAAAUCCACUCGAGAAGUAACUCUUGUUCCAGUUCUUCAAAAAAUUCUCCCAAUAGUCCCAUGAGUCCAGAGGCCUGUCCUAGUUAUUGUAUUGAGCCUGUGGGCCAGGAAAUCCAAGACAGAAAUAUGGAAAGUGAUGAACUCCAACAGUAG